Messenger RNA from Talaromyces amestolkiae, 1089 nucleotides. RefSeq lists its product as uncharacterized. The coding region runs from base 1 to 1089 and encodes 362 amino acids. The record is from RefSeq and is a predicted model, not a curated record. The transcript has a single exon. Lineage: Eukaryota; Fungi; Ascomycota; Eurotiomycetes; Eurotiales; Trichocomaceae.
AUGGCUGGCAGAGGAGAACACAAGAGAAAGCGCUUGUCGCAAGCGACAGCCACCCCAAAAUCAGCUACCAAGUCUAAAAAAGAGCUCUCAUCGAAAUCAGAAACCAAGCCUAAGAAGCUCUCCACUCAAUUGCAUACCAAAGUCCCAGGAUUCGAGAUACCCUCAAAAAUUCUCACUCUGAAUCGGCUUAGCAAAGCCGCUGGUAUUACAACUAUCAACAACUUGCCACAGAACUGCCUUGGAUCUGGCAGUGACGUUACUCAAAAGCAAUUUGUGGCGCUCAGGAUCAUCUCUGUGCAAGAGAAAUUUAAAGAGAUCAAAUUUUUGGCGUACUGGAGGGACUGGGAUCUUGAUAGGUUAUCUAUUGAGGCUACAAGACUAGUCGACGAAUGCCCAGAGUUUCAAGCAUACCUCAGACUUAUCUCUACUUGCACGCCCGUAAGGACCGUUGAGAAACGCUCGUCGGACUGGCCAGGGUCUUUGAAGCCCGUGAAAGUAUUUCACGAGCAGAUCCUGAGAAAAAAGAACCAGGAAACUACUCAUUCGGAAGCACCCUUGAGGGAACUGCGAUCCGGAUCACGACCAACGGAAGCCAUUCAAGCCGCCAAUAGCGGUCGUCAAUCAGCAAUUCCAGACUUUAUGCAACGGACACCCGCCAAAAAGCCACCUGAAAUACAGCCGAGUGAAACAAAUUUCGAUUCCGACGAUAGCGAUGAGGCCUCGGAUGAUUCAGAUAAGACAUACGUUGAUCCGAGCGAGUAUCUCGUGGCAGUCAAGGAGACCACACCCAAUUCAGCUCUUAUCCUUCUGCUGCAAGCCACAUGUGACCUCGUUCUUGGGGUUCCCAUGGAGUGGACGUUAGAUCCCACACACUUCCGCCCAAAAUUUCGUUUGGGACAGUUCAAUGUUUAUACUGACGGUGCAUUGCGUUCCACAAAGGACGAAAGUGUUCUGAGUAUUGUCGAAGUGAAGAGAGAAAUGCGAGAGAAUAAUCCCGAAGCCGUACGGAUGCAGGAAGGGGUGGAAAUGGCGAGUUGGAUAUUGAGUGAGCGGAAAAAAAACCCAAGCCUGCAGAAACUUGUGAAAUAG